Geodia barretti is the source of this 1467-nucleotide messenger RNA. The record is from the annotation of a GenBank genome assembly. NCBI's taxonomy places the organism in Eukaryota, Metazoa, Porifera, Demospongiae, Tetractinellida, Geodiidae.
AUGACGCAUUACGACCGAGAACCAGUCUUCAAAACCCACCCCAUCACAAGAGACUAUGAGAUCAACUGGAAAAAGAAUCUGGGGUCGGGGGUGAGCGGACCGGUGAGGCUCUGCAUACACAGAGAAACGGGCAAGAAGUACGCACUGAAGAUUCUUCUGGAUCGGCCAAAAGCCCGUAAGGAGGUUUCCCUACAUUGGAGAUGUAGCAGCAGUCGUUACGUUGUCCGUGCCAUCGACGUUUUUGCCAACGAGGUGAUCCUCCCCGGAGACAGCGUCGCUAAGAAGAGGAUCCUCCUCGUUAUGGAGCUAAUGGAAGGAGGGGAGCUCUUCGAGUACAUCACGAAACGGCGGAAUUUCACCGAGCGUGAGGCAAGUCAGAUCCUGAACCAAGUGGUACAAGCCGUGCGAGACUGUCACCAUCUCAACAUUGCUCACAGAGACAUCAAACCAGAGAAUCUUCUUCUUGAGAAAUGCGACGUCAGAGCCGGCGAAAACCCAACCAGCCUAAAAGUGAAGCUCGCCGACUUUGGCUUUGCCAAGAUAGACAACGGCGAUCUGACAACUCCGCAGUUCACCCCAUACUACGUGGCGCCACAGGUUCUCGAAGCUCAAAAACGACAGAAGGAGAUUCGCAGCGGUGUGCGCUCGCCGGGAAGCCCCUAUUAUUACGAUCGGAGCUGCGACAUGUGGUCUCUCGGCGUCAUCCUCUACAUCAUGCUCUGCGGGUAUCCUCCGUUUUACUCCGAGAUUCCGUCGCAGAGUCUGUCUCAGCGAAUGAAGAGUCGGAUUAUGUCCGGUUCGUUUGAAUUCCCCGACAAAGAGUGGAAUAAUAUCUCAGACAACGCUAAAGACCUGGUCAGGAAGCUUCUCUGCGUCGACGCAACAAAGAGAAUCACAAUCGAUGAGGCAAUUCGACAUCCCUGGUUGUCGAGUGGAUCUUUUCCAACUGCUGACCUCCCGUCCCCAGGGAUUAUGCUGGACAAGGAGGCCCUCGAUCAGGCAAAGGCGUUCCACAGCGAGUUCCUGCAAGGCAUGCGACGAGAGGAAGAAGGUUUCUUCCUCAAACCGAUCGGAAAGUCGCAGAACAAGCUGCUGUCAAACCGGAAGAAAACGCUCGCCCAAAACAACACCGAGGCAACCGACGGAGCAAGUGCAGUGUCACCAGCGACCACCACACGAGAAGGACUAGACAGUCUUCGAGAGCUGAAAGACCUUUGCGCCAUGCCACCCCCUCUCCCUCCCUCCACCUCGGGUGAGAGCUACGCAGACUCCAGCCUCAUCGAGGGCGUCAAGAAAGCCCUCAUGUACAAUGAAGGUCACGAGAGGUUGCAGUCUGCGAUCCAGGCCGAGUCUUGGAACGGGACUGAGUUUGUUGCGAUGGUGAAUAGACAGCGACUGGCUCUCUCACUCCAGGCAGUCAUAGACAGCUUUCCCACAGUACUAGUGUCCGAAUCCUCGACUAGUUAG